Messenger RNA from Schizophyllum commune H4-8, 3957 nucleotides. RefSeq names its product IkappaB kinase complex, IKAP component. Lineage: Eukaryota; Fungi; Basidiomycota; Agaricomycetes; Agaricales; Schizophyllaceae. Bases 1 to 3957 code for a protein of 1318 amino acids. Gene Ontology annotation, cellular component: cytosol; elongator holoenzyme complex. The record is from RefSeq and is a predicted model, not a curated record. Gene Ontology annotation, molecular function: tRNA binding. The transcript is spliced from 15 exons. Gene Ontology annotation, biological process: tRNA wobble base 5-methoxycarbonylmethyl-2-thiouridinylation.
AUGAGGAACCUGGUGCUUUCCUCGGUCUCUGACAUCCGGAUACGGAAUCAGGGUGCUGUAACCGCGACGUGUGUAGACCUUGACGAAGAUGUACUUUAUGCGACGACGGAGACGGUUACCCCAGACGGGGAAGUACAGGUCGAGGUGGUCCGCGUCGGCGAUGCAGAUACACACUCCUCCGUAACGAUGUUCACCGCGACUGCAGCGGCUUCGGGCCCUCAGGUCGUCUCACUGCACGUCCUGCCCGACUCCCAUUCGAUCGUGGCCAUAAUGCGCAAUGGGGACAUUACAAACAUACCACUUGACGAAGAGGCGCCUAUGGCCGAAGUCGAAGGCACGGUCGAACCUGGAAUAUGCGCUGCGUCCUGGAACCCCGACGAAACCCUUGUCGCGCUCAUCACUGACGAAGACAAGCUUAUCCUGAUGACCUCUACUUUCGACGUGAUUUCCGAGGGCAAGAUCCAAACCGAAGACUUCGGUGAGGACGCACCCAUAAACGUCGGCUGGGGCUCCAAGCAGACCCAAUUCCACGGCUCCCUCGGCAAAUCCGCCGCCCAAGCCGGCCCCGCCACCGUCGUCUCAACCAGCACGGACGAUGAUCUUCGUCCACGGAUAAGUUGGCGCGGUGACGGAUCACUCUUCGCUAUCUCGUCUCUCUCUAUCACACAGUCCCCACCCGACUCCCCUCCCAUCCGCCGCCGCACUCUCCGCGUCUACAACCGCCAAGGCGCCCUCCAAUCUACCUCCGAAGCCGUACCCGGACUUGAGCAUCCCCUCUCCUGGAGGCCUUCGGGCAAUCUCAUCGCCAGCACUCAGCGCUUCGGCUUUGAGGGCGGUGGCGCGGGCAGACCCGAGCGACAUGAUAUAGUGUUUUUUGAGCGCAAUGGAUUGCGACACGGAGAGUUUGGGCUUACACUUGGUGGUCCGCCGGAUUCGCGGGUGGGACAGGGGCCUCCGAAGGACACCGGCGAGCGGCGAUGGGGACAUAAGGUUCGGGAGCUUUGCUGGAGCCCAGAUUCUAAUGUGCUAGCGGUGUGGAUUGAGCGAGAUGAGUACGACUCAGUACAGCUCUGGACGACUGGAAACUACCACUGGUACCUCAAGCAAGAGAUACAGACGCCGAAGGACGUUCGCCUGACGUCCGUCCAAUGGCAUCCCGAAAGCCCUCUCAACCUGGUCCUGACCACUCCGAACCUCAUCAUGCGCCGCGUGUACGCUUGGGACACCUUCACAAGUUUGACAGGUCCUCCGGACGACACGGGCACAGUUGCGGUUAUCGAUGGCUCCCAACUCCUCCUCACCCCCUUCCGCAUCCAAAACGUUCCUCCGCCCAUGUCCUCGCACAAGCUCGCCCUGCAACCCGCCCUCGGCCCACCGGUUCAUGUCGCAUUCGGCCAUAUUGGCGACGUCAUGGGUGUUCUGUACGCGAGUGGCCUCGUUGAAUUGUGGGAUUUGCACACGCGUACGACCGUUGGUCGGGGAAAGCCUAUGGCGCCCGAGAAGAUCGCGUCUGGUGAGCUCAGUGGUGGCCGUGACUGGAGGCAGAUUGUUGUUGUGCAGGGUGGGGCGCCGACGACGGUUUACUGUUUGGGUACGGUAGACGAUGGGAGGGAUAUCACCAUCACCACGGACUUGAAGGCGGAGACACGCAGCGCUGUCGCACCUGGGCGACACGGACGACUUCUGUCGUCGGGCAGUGCGGCGACAUGGCAAGCAGCGGAUGGCAAGCUAUACGAUGUCCCAAAGACCGGCGACACCUUCACACCCAUCGGCUCCUUCCCCGAGUUCUGUUUCGUUGCUUCCAGGUCGCAAGACCCAUCCAUUCACAUUGGCCUCGCUCGUUCAGGAAAGCUUUAUGCGAGCAACUCAGAGUCCCCAGGCCCUCAGACCGUUGCCACAAACGCCACCUCUUUUGCCGUUGCCUCCGGCUUUCUCGUCUUCACCACUACCGCGCAUGAGGCUGUUUUUGCGCCGUUGGCCGAUCUAGUCACCGACGCCACGUCUGAUGACCUGACGAAAAAGUCGACCGAAUGGGAGAAGCGGCGCGUCGAGCGUGGCUCACGGAUUGUCGUUGCGGUUCCGAGUGCGAUGAACUUGGUGCUGCAGAUGCCGAGGGGGAAUCUGGAGACAAUCUCGCCGAGACCAUUUGUUAUGGCUGUGGUGAGGCAGGAUCUGGAUAGAGGUGAAUAUCGCAAGGCGUUCUUCUCCUGUCGGCGGAACCGUAUCGACCUCAACGUUCUCGUCACGCACAAUUUCGAGCGGUUCCUCAACGACGUGCCGGCCUUUUUGGACCAGAUCCCCGAGGUCGAUCACAUCAACUUGUUCUUGACCGCCAUCGGACGAGGCUCGCUCGAUAAGGAUGUCGUGACGCGUAUCUGCGACGCCGUCCGGGUAGAGCUGGAGAAGCGGGGUCUGGCACGCUACGUGAAUAGUAUCCUUACUGCGCACAUUAUGCGCUCGCCGCCGGAUCACGAGGCUGCGUUGGGGCUUCUGCUUCGCCUGAAGGAGUCCGACCCCGCCCUCGUCGAGGACGCUGUGAAGUACAUCAUCUUCCUCGUUGAUGCCGACAGCCUUUUCGACACGGCGCUCGGGAUGUACGAUUUUUCACUGGUCUUGGUGAUUGCUCAGCAUGCCCAGAAGGAUCCACGCGAAUAUCUGCCAUUCCUCCGCGAGCUCCGCGCGCUCGAUACAUACUACCAGCGCUUCCGCAUCGACGACCACCUACGUCGUUACUCAAGCGCACUCAAGAACCUCAGCUUGGCUGGGACGGAGCGCUUCGACGAGGCGAUAGCAUACGUAGAGCGGUACCAGCUCUACGACGAUGCUCUGCGGAUAUGGAAGGGGACGGACCGAUAUAACACGAUCCUCACUGUAUAUGGCGAUUGGUUGUUCGAGCGACGCGAGCUUCGCGAUGCAGCUGCAGCCUUCCUGGAGGCCGGUGGAGACGCGAAGGCUAUGCAAGCCAUGGAGAAGGCGCUUGACUGGGAGAACCUCUUCGACCUGGCCUUGCGCAACAAGCUUGAGGAUACGGUGCUGGUAGACAUGGCGUAUCGCGUGGCAGAGGGUCUGGUCGCGAAGAAGAAAUACGCCGAUGCGGGGCGCGUCCUCCUCGAUUAUGCCCACGACGUGCGCGAGGCGGUCAUCGCUCUCGUCCAAGGCAACUUGUUCUCGGCCGCUAGGCGCAUCAUCGCGCUCCACUCACGCCCCGAGCUUCUAGAGGACAUCGUCCAUCCGGGCGCCCUCGAGAGCCGCGCGCAGAUUGAAGAUGACAUUGGCGAGAUGCGCGAGCAGAUCCGCAAGCAGGUCAAUCGCGUGCGCGAGCUGCGCGUGAAGAAGGUGGAGGAGCCGGACGCAUUCUACGGCGAAGAGGCCAACCUGCACAACGUCGACGUCAUGACGGACGUGUCGAUGCCCGCGACGGCGUUCACCCGGUACACGGUCGCACCGUCGAUGAGCUCAAAGGCGUCAAAGAAGACCUCCCGCUCCCGACGCAAAGCCGAGCGCAAAGCAGGGCGCAAGGGCACGGUCGAGGAAGAAGAGUACCUCCUCACCUCGGUGGGCAAGCUGGUCGCGCGCUUCAAUGCUACGCUAGACGAAACCCGCGCCCUCCUCCCCCACCUCUACCAACUCUCCCCCGAGCACCGCGCCGAGGGCGCCGAGCUCCAGGCCGACGUCGCCGCAUUUGAAGUCGAGCUCAAGAGCGCGGUGGAGGAGAUCUGGACGAAGCCGGCGGAAGGGGAGGGGGUGGGGAUCGGGGUGGGGGUAGAGGAAAACUUUGGCCACUGGCAGGGGAACACGGAGUUUGGCCAGAGGAACACGGAGUUUGGCCAGGGGAACACGGAGCGCUCGGUGUUGGAACAAAUGCAGAUGCAUCAAAAGCCGAAUCCGGUCGACAAGGUCCCGAAGCCAGAGUUCUCGCGCGAGGAGUGGCGGUUGAAGUUGUAUGACUUACUGUAG